This is a messenger RNA of Rubroshorea leprosula, 372 nucleotides long. The record is from the annotation of a GenBank genome assembly. Lineage: Eukaryota; Viridiplantae; Streptophyta; Magnoliopsida; Malvales; Dipterocarpaceae.
AAAUAUAGUAAACUUAGAUUCUUCUACUUCCACCUCGUCAACCCGAGCUGGAAACCUGAGUCGGAGCCACAAACAGCAUUUUCGAAUAAAACAAAGAGGAAAACCACUAAAGAUUUUCAAAUCCUUAGAACGAAUUGGGACAAAAAAAAAAAAAGAAAAAAGAAAAGGUGUUUGACGCAUUUUCUGAGGAAACAAACAACCUGUAGUGAGUGCCUUGAUCAUUCCGGCACGCCGGCCCUUGAAAUCCCUAAAUACCUCCUCGACAGUACGCGGAUUAUACUGUGGUCCUCCUCCCUCCAUGUCUCCGCCUCUGCAAUUCGGUCGUCGCUGUUGCGAAUGGUCAAAGCGAAGCGAAAGAGUUAAAAUAAAGAG